AUGUUCAGGAUCACCCAGGCAUCUAGGAGGGUCUACCCCGCCUCCAAGGUGACCUCGUUGCGCAUAACUGCGCUGCUCGCCGUCCCUGCGAACACGCGAAGAUACAGCAUACGAUCCAGCCCCCCGGAAAAGACGAAGGUAUGGGACUCGGCGGAAGAUGCAGUCAAGGAUAUUAAGUCGGGCACAACCCUGCUGGUUGGUGGAUUUGGUUGGGCUGGAAUUCCAGAUACACUGCUUGAAGCACUCGCCAAGCGGAAAGAUGAGGUCGGGGAACUCACUGGAGUCUCUAACAACUCCGGAGGCGGCGAUUUGGGACUUGACAAGCUGAUUAACACCGGCCAACUGUCUAGGAUCAUCGCAUCCUACCCCGGAAGCAACAAAAACUUUGAAACCAGAUAUCUCGCUGGCCAAAUCACCCUAGAACUCGUCCCACAAGGUACACUAGCCGAACGCAUGCGAGCACAUGCGGCAGGUAUCCCUGCCUUCUUCACCCCAACCGGAGCAAACACUGCUGUAGAAGAGGGUUCCAUCCCUCAGAGAUACAACGAAGGAGGAGCAGUGAACGGUAUCGCGAUUCCAGGCAUUCCGAAGGAGGCCAGGGUGAUCAACGGUAAACGCUACGUUUUGGAACCUGCGCUUCCUGGAGAUGUCGCGUUCAUCCGCGCCUGGAAGGCGGAUGAAGUUGGUAACUGUGUCUUCCGUUAUGCGUCCAACAAUUUCAACACGGUCAUGGCAAAGAACGCGAAACUUACCAUUGUCGAGGCUGAAAGCAUUGUCCCCACCGGCUCCCUGUCCCCCAAUGCAGUCCACCUCCCAGGCAUCUACGUUGACCGCAUCGUCCCCGCCACCGUCGAGAAGCGUAUCGAGAUCUACACCCUUGCGAAGAACGGCGACACCUCCGCCGAACCGCUCUCGCCGGCCGUCGCUCAACGACAUCGGAUAGCACGCCGCGCAGCGAAAGAGAUCAAGGAUGGGUUCUACGUCAACUUGGGCAUUGGCAUGCCGACGCUUGUGCCAGAGUAUCUCGAGCCUGGUGUGAAGGUGUGGCUGCAAAGUGAGAACGGUAUUUUAGGCAUGGGUCCGUACCCAACGGAGAAACAGGCCGAUGCUGACUUGAUCAAUGCUGGAAAAGAAACCGUUACACUUCUUCCAGGAGCCUCUGUCUUCGAUUCCAGUGAAUCUUUCGCCAUGAUUCGCGGAGGGCACGUCGACGUCGCCAUCCUCGGUGCCAUGGAAGUCUCCAAAGCCGGCGACAUCGCCAACUUCAUGAUCCCCGGCAAGCUGCUUAAAGGCAUCGGCGGUGCGAUGGACCUCGUCUCCAACCCGGACAAGACCAAAGUCAUCGCCGUCAUGGAGCACUGCUCGAAGAACGGCAAGUCCAAGAUCCUGAACAAGUGCUCGUUGCCGCUCACUGGUGCCCGGGCGGUGAGCACGAUCAUCACUGAGCUUGCGGUGUUUGAUGUCAAUCGCGCGGAGGGGACGAUGGAGCUCAUUGAUUUGGCGGAGGGCGUUACAUUGGAUGAAGUCAAAGCGAAGACAGAUGCUAAGUUUACGGCCAGGAGCCAUUUGGGCACGUUCUGA
This is a messenger RNA of Cyclocybe aegerita, 1581 nucleotides long. The record is from the annotation of a GenBank genome assembly. Lineage: Eukaryota; Fungi; Basidiomycota; Agaricomycetes; Agaricales; Hemipholiotaceae.